UGUCGUGUCCCACUCCCUUCCCAUUUCCUCUCCCCCUCUUCCCCGUCGAUCUCGUCGGCGACGCCCACCACUACCCCGCCGUCCGGCCCCACCCACCCCCCGACUCCCGCGACGCAGCCACGGAUCCCGAGGAGACGGAGGAGCCCCGGCGAUGGGGGUGGUGAUCGAGCGGGAGGAGUGGGCGCUCACGCCCCUCGCCUACCCGCUCCUCUCCGCCGCGGGCCUCGCCGCCGCGCUCCUCCUCCCUUACUUCUCCGCCGCGAGGACCCCGGCGCACGCGGCCGGGUCGUCCUCUUCCCCCUUCGACGUGGGCGCCGCCCCCUUCCUCCGGUUCCGCCGCGUCUUCCUCGUCAUCUUCUCCCUCGCGUCCGUGGUUGAGGGGAUCCAGUCCGUGUUCGGGGAGGAUGAGUUCGUGCGGUGUGGGCUUGGCAGGGAGCAGAUGGCUGCGCGCCUUGCUGCUACUGCUGCAGCUGCUCUGUUCCCAGGCGCCAUUUCUGGCGUCGUCGCUGACAAAAUAGGACCACGAAGGGCUUGCAUAUUUUACUGGGUACUUCAGCUUGCAGUGGGUGCCUUGAAGAGUUUCAGUGCACUUGGUUGUGCAUGGAUCAACAAUUUCAUUCUAACACUUGCAUCUUCAUUGUUCUCUUUCUGUUUUGAGACUUGGCUUGUGGUGGAGCAUGAGAAGCAAGACCAGAAGCAAGAUUUGCUGUUUGAUACCUUCUGGGUGAUGACAUUCUUUGAAUCAGUAUCCCUUAUUGGAAGUCAAGAAAUCACAAAUGUCUUGGUUAGUAAUGAUGACAAUGGAUUCUUGCUUCCCUAUGCAUUUGCAGCCACACUAUCAGUAGUGGGGAUUCUGUAUAUGAGAAAUGCAUCAAGUACCACUCAGCACGCAUCUGCAGUUGGGAGCUACCAAAAAUCAUUUUUUGCCCAUGUCCUCAGAGACAAAAGAGUACUGAUCCUGGUAUUAGCUCAAGCAGGCAUCCAUUUUGCUAUCUCAGCCUUUUGGUUUCUCUGGGCACCAACCAUAGUGGCUGACGGAAGGUAUGCUCAGCUGUCAGUAAUCUACCCCUGUUUCUUGGCAUCAAGAAUGCUUGGAAGCGCUGGCUUUCCAUGGUUUUAUGGAGCCACAGCUCCCUUACGGAAUGAGGACAGCUUGACAAUAGCUUACAUUGGUGCUGGACUUGCUUUGUCUAUUGUGGCUUAUGAUUACCAGGAGAUUGGAACGUUGGUGAUACUCUUCUGCAUCUUCCAUGCAUGUGUAGGCUUCAUUUUACCUUCACUAGCAAGAUUGAGAACAAAGUACCUGCCAAAUGAGCUGCGUGGGGGCAUGAUGAGCUUCUCACUGUCGCUAGGAAAUGCUGCUAUCUUCGUUUUCCUAUUACAGGGCGCCCACCCUCGAAGCAUUCCAAAUUCGACUAUUCUGGGCCUUGCGUCCUGUGGCCUGUUGGGAGCCGGGGGUUGCAUUCACAUGUUGAGGCGGUGGAGAAAGCACACUCGCCAGAAUGCCCGUAGUUUGUAGGCGAUGGAGGCAUUCACAACACGUAGAGCUUCAGGACGAUUUUGACUAUUUUGUAGCAUAUGCUAGUACCUCGCAUUUUGGUUGGCUCGCGUCGUCUGGAAACUGACGGUAAGACCACCAUGGGGGGUCAUUGAUCACUUGUGCAGAGUAUCGGGAGAUAGGUUGCAGGACAAGGUUUUUGUUCAGCUUGGCGGUUGGCACAUUCUGUACACGCGUAAUGCAUCAGGAAAUUUUUCUUUCAAUGUACGGGCACUGGCGAUGUAAAAUUUUGGUUUGUGACAGUAAAUCCUUGUUCCUUGUAAAUACCACUCCAUUGUUCUACUUUUCUUUUGAGGAAAAAGAAUCGUUUA
Molecule: messenger RNA, 1869 nt
Organism: Setaria italica (foxtail millet)
Lineage: Eukaryota; Viridiplantae; Streptophyta; Magnoliopsida; Poales; Poaceae
Product: molybdate-anion transporter
Exons: 9
Coding region: 152-1519 (455 amino acids)
Biological process (GO): molybdate ion transport
Cellular component (GO): membrane
Molecular function (GO): molybdate ion transmembrane transporter activity
Source: RefSeq, a predicted model, not a curated record